UACUUGACGUCGAUCCAUCUACACCCUUGCAAGUGGGGUUUUUGCACAGUUGGCAAGGUUGAGGACCCUCUGUUCCGAGCUCAGACAGAGGCGCCAGAGGUGGCGGGGACCAACGGCGGGGGUGGGGCGCAUGCGCGCGGUUGCUAGGCAACGGCGGUCAGGGCGCCGCGGCGGUAACAGAGCCUGGGCUGUGUGUGUAGGCAGCGGCGCCAGAGGAGGAGGAGGAGCACGAGGAUGCAGCUGCGACCGCGGCCCCAAGAGGGAGCCGCCGCUGUUCUGUGGCCGCGGGGGCUGAGGGACAGGAAUAAGGCCUGGGGGUCGCUUUGCUGAGGGGACCGAGGGCAGCGGUCCCGCCAGAGGCUCUGGCCUAGUACCUUGGGAGGGUUCGGGCCGCUCGGCGAGGGCCUGCCCCCGGUUGCCUCCCUUCGUCCGUCCACGUCGAUGGUGGUGAAGUUGGCGGCGCCACGGAACACAAGACACCAAUCCGUGUUUCAGCUCCUCUCUGGCCCUGGCUCUUGGACUGCUGCACCGCCGCCGCCUUCUCGCCCGCCGAGCUCACUCCCGGCGGCGGGCGGGGGAGGGGCUCCCACCUGCAAGGGCUGCGUCCAGCGGGGCGACGACUGGGGCCGUAGGAGAGUAGGGAGUGUCAACCCCAAGCUUGUGGUGGAUUGUAAUGUACAAGAGAAACAUCCAGAGACCUACAUACAAGUUAUGAGAUACCAGACUACUCAUACUAAACUCAGAAGAAGCCAAGAAGUGAGAGCUUUCUUCUGAUCAUGCUGUGAGCUGGGGCAGAGAGACUAUGAUACACAAAGGAAGUGAUUUUUCUUCCAUCUGUCUGAAGAUGUAAUGACAAAAUGGCCAUCUUCAAUCCAGAAAAGGGACUGGUAACAUCGGAACGUAACAAACCAGAAAAACAAAACCGUGCACCAUUGCCACCACAUUUUCUUAUAGAGGAAUGCCACUCUAUGUGGAUCCCAAGCAGGCUAAAAAGAAAAAGAACUGAUUAGACCUCAGACUGCCCACUGAACGGGAUGACGGCCACAGCUGCGGUGGAGACACCAAAAAUGGACAAGAGUGCCUCCAAGGAAGAGAAACAACAGCCUAAGCAGGACAGCACGGAGCAGGGCAAUGCUGACCCUGAAGAGUGGAUGAGCUCUGAGAGUGACCAUGAGCAGGUGACCCUGAAAGGCGGUAACACCACCACCUGCCAACCUAAAGAUGGCCAACUGAAGAGGAAGGAGUUGCCCUCCAAGCCCCACCGCCAACUCUGCCGAUCACCCUGCCUGGAUCGCCCAAGUUUCUCCCAGAGCAGCAUUUUACAGGAUAGCAAGCUCGACUUGGAGAAAGAAUACCAAGCCAAGAUGGAUUUCGCUCUGAAGCUGGGCUAUGCAGAGGAACAGAUUCAAUCAGUACUGCACAAGCUGGGACCAGAAUCACUUAUUAAUGAUGUCUUGGCAGAGCUUGUCAGACUUGGCAACAAAGGUGAUUCCGAAGGGCAGGUCAACCUGACUCUGGUAGUGCCUCGUGGGUCCAGCUCCAGAGAAAUUCCAAGCCCUGAAUUAUCUCUUGAAGAUGAAAUUGACAGCAGUGAUAAUCUGAGGCCAAUUGUCAUUGAUGGAAGCAACGUGGCAAUGAGCCAUGGAAAUAAAGAAGAAUUCUCCUGCCGAGGAAUACAACUUGCUGUGGACUGGUUUUUAGAUAAAGGUCAUAAAGAUAUUACUGUAUUCGUGCCUGCGUGGAGAAAGGAGCAGUCCCGCCCUGAUGCACCAAUUACAGAUCAAGAUGUUCUACGGAAACUGGAAAAGGAAAAGAUUCUUGUCUUCACACCAUCGCGAAGGGUCCAAGGCAGGAGGGUUGUCUGCUAUGAUGACCGGUUCAUAGUCAAACUGGCUUUUGAUUCUGAUGGCAUAAUUGUGUCCAACGAUAACUACCGAGACCUUCAAGUUGAAAAGCCAGAAUGGAAGAAGUUCAUCGAAGAGCGGUUGCUGAUGUAUUCUUUUGUGAAUGACAAAUUUAUGCCUCCAGAUGAUCCUUUAGGACGCCAUGGCCCAAGCCUUGAAAAUUUCCUAAGAAAGAGACCUGUCGUUCCUGAGCAUAAGAAGCAACCAUGUCCUUAUGGCAAAAAAUGCACCUACGGCCACAAGUGCAAAUACUACCACCCGGAGCGGGCCAACCAACCGCAGCGUUCGGUGGCUGAUGAGCUCCGCAUCAGUGCCAAACUGUCCACAGUGAAAACCAUGAGCGAAGGUACCCUGGCCAAGUGUGGCACAGGGAUGUCUAGUGCCAAAGGUGAGAUAACCUCAGAGGUCAAACGGGUGGCCCCCAAGCGCCAAUCCGAUCCCAGCAUCCGGUCUGUGGCUGUGGAGCCUGAGGAAUGGCUGUCCAUUGCCCGUAAGCCUGAGGCCAGCUCUGUCCCCUCGCUUGUGACCGCCCUAAGUGUCCCCACACUCCCACCCCCCAAAAGCCAUGCAGUGGGUGCGCUCAACACCCGUUCGGCCAGCAGCCCAGUACCAGGAUCCUCCCAUUUCCCACACCAGAAGGCCUCACUGGAGCACAUGGCAAGCAUGCAGUAUCCUCCCAUCCUCGUUACCAACAGCCAUGGGACCCCUAUUAGCUAUGCUGAGCAAUACCCAAAGUUUGAGUCCAUGGGGGACCAUGGCUACUAUUCAAUGUUAGGUGAUUUUUCCAAGUUAAACAUCAACAGCAUGCAUAAUCGAGAGUACUACAUGGCUGAAGCAGACCGGGGGCUGUAUGCCCGGAAUCCCAACCUCUGCCCAGACAGCCGCAUGAGCCAUACCAGGAACGACAACUAUUCCUCCUACAACAAUCUGUACUUGGCUGUAGCUGAUGCCCAUUCUGAAGGCAGUUUGAAGUUGCACCGCUCAGCAUCUCAGAACCGACUGCAGCCCUUCCCUCAUGGUUACCAUGAAGCCUUAACACGAGUGCAGAGUUAUGGCCCAGAGGAUUCUAAGCAGGCCCCUCACAAGCAGUCAGUCCCACACUUAGCUCUGCAUGCCCAGCACCCAGCAACUGGCACACGCUCCAGCUGUCCAGGAGACUACGCCAUGCCUCCCAAUAUCCAUCCCGGGGUACCUCCCCAGCCAGGCCGGGCCCUGGUGAUGACACGGAUGGACAGCAUCUCUGACUCACGCCUCUAUGAGAGCAACCCCAUGAGGCAAAGACGACCUCCUCUGUGCCGGGAACAGCACGCCAGCUGGGACCCACUGCCCUGUGCAGCUGACUCCUAUGGCUACCACUCCUAUCCCUUGAGUAACAGCCUCAUGCAACCGUGUUAUGAGCCAGUCAUGGUACGCAGCGUCCCCGAAAAGAUGGAGCAGCUUUGGAGGAAUCCAUGGGUUGGAAUGUGCAAUGAUUCCAGGGAGCAUAUGAUCCCAGAGCACCAGUAUCAGACCUACAAGAACCUCUGCAAUAUCUUCCCUCCCAACAUUGUCCUUGCAGUGAUGGAGAAGAAUCCCCACACAGCAGAUGCCCAGCAACUGGCAGCCCUGAUUGUUGCUAAGCUUAGGGCUGCACGUUGACAUGACACAGUACUCGGUCCUUGCUAGAAGUAGGAUUAUUAAUACUUCAAAUACACUAAUACUCUGAUAAUAGUAACUAAUCAUUUGUGUGGCACUUGCCGAGUUACAGAGUAUUUACAUCAUUUAAGUGCAUAACAACCCUGUGAGGUAGGUCUUGUCAACAUCCUAUGUUAUAGAGCAGGGAGCUGAAGCUCAGAGAGAUUGACUUGCCAGUCACGCUGCUAGCAGAUGACUUAAGUCACACACCCAAGUCCUCUGACAAGUCCCAGGACCUUUUUGCACUGCACCACACAGGUAAUGGAGG
Molecule: messenger RNA, 3846 nt
Organism: Ochotona princeps (American pika)
Lineage: Eukaryota; Metazoa; Chordata; Mammalia; Lagomorpha; Ochotonidae
Gene: ZC3H12B
Product: zinc finger CCCH-type containing 12B
Exons: 9
Coding region: 1035-3542 (835 amino acids)
Cellular component (GO): nucleus; cytoplasmic ribonucleoprotein granule
Molecular function (GO): mRNA binding; RNA endonuclease activity; metal ion binding
Source: RefSeq, a predicted model, not a curated record